Molecule: messenger RNA, 669 nt
Organism: Alternaria metachromatica
Lineage: Eukaryota; Fungi; Ascomycota; Dothideomycetes; Pleosporales; Pleosporaceae
Exons: 4
Coding region: 1-669 (222 amino acids)
Source: RefSeq, a predicted model, not a curated record
AUGCAUCUUAUGGACGCAGCGCAGAGCAUAAACGAGAACGCUUCUUUCCUCUACGGCCAUGAGCAUCAGUACCAGAUUAUCAUCCUUCCAACAUGCACAUGCGAAAAGGGAUAUAGGGCCCUCCUCAUCGCUAAAUACCGUGAGGCUGACCAAGCCGUUAUUGCAGUCAAUGAUGGCGCUGUGUUCCACGGCGAUACCGUCGUUGGAGGUUUGCGACGUGCAAGUAAGAGAGCAGCGGUAGACGCACUGAGCCACCGACUUAUGUCGCUCGUUGGAUAUCUUAGCUAUAGGGCUGGCCUCAAAGACGGCGAUACCUUCGUCACCAGGUACAAGAACGGUCGCACUACGAUUCGUGUCAAACAUCCCGAUGGAACAAGGUCGAAGGCAACGAUGAAAACUGGGGAUAUCAAGAGAACAGUUCCGGCCUGUAGUGCGACUCUUUCGAACGGAAGCGAUGUUACGUGCUGUGAGAAAGAGCGCGAGAGGCUAGAGUGCGAGAGCCAGAAAAGGGAGGUCGAAAGACAUAACAAGAAGAUCGAUAAGCAAUUGGAAGAUGCUGCGAAGCAGUUGGAUGCUCCUGAGAAGGAGUGGGAUGCUUCUGACAAGGAGUGGAAUGAUGCGAAGAAGUUCGGAGAUGAAGAUAAGAGAAGGUGCUGUGUCGUCAUGUAA